GAGAAUUUUGAAGAGAAAUUUGUAGGUUUUCACAGAAGAAGAUGUGGGAAGUACACCACCAAAUAAGAUAAACGACUAAGCAGUUGCCUGCUGAGUUAAGAAGUCGAAGUUGAUGAAGGAAUGUAAGACUUUGCUGGAUAGCCCAAUCAAAUCAGAUAAGGCUCCAAACUCUGUUUGACGAAGAAGACAUGGAGACAAAAGUCAAGGUGGUGAUAAUUUCGGUGGUUGCGCUCAUAUUGCUUGUUCUUGUUCUUGGUCUUGGUCUUGGUCUUGGGCAUGCAUCUGAAAAGAAGAAAAGUCAAGAUUGUCCUCCAAUCUCACUAGAUAUGGCUCCAGACUCUGUUGAUGACAUGUACGACAAAUGUGAAGAGAAGAUGAAGGAAAAAAUAGAGACAGACUUUUUAAAAAAUGAGAAAAACAAAAAUAAAAACUUUAAAGAGGCCUGGAAUAAAGCUGAGGAAUACUACAAUAGAAAACGGGAGAAAAAUAACCUGCCACUGAUGAAAGAACAAAUCAUGGCUGCUCAUGCGUACACCCUUGAAGAACCACCUUUGUACCGUGAAUUCAACAACGCAGUCCGAACACAAAAGUCUGAGUACAAAACCAAAUUCCCGUAUCACACUCUGCACUUCUACCUCACCAUGGCCCUGCGCACCAUCAAACCCAAACCAGAAAAUUGCAUCACUGGCUACCGUAGAGCAAGCUGUAAAUUCAGGAAAGAUGUUCUCAACAAAGAGAUUCGUUUUAGUGCUUUUUCCUCCAGUUCAGCAGAUGGCUAUGGUGAUAAAAUGUUUGGUGAGGAAUCAUGCUUUGAAAUCACCACAUGUUUUGGAGCAGACAUCUCAGAGUUCUCUGCGUUUAAGUCAGAAAGAGAAGUCCUGAUCCCUCCUUACGAGGUUUUUAAAGUAACAGAAAUAAAGGAAAGCUCUGAGCACAACAAGCUUCCUUGUAAUGUUGUCUACAAACUUCAGAGCACAAAAACAACAAGUUCCAAUUUAAACUGUGCUUUUUUCAACUAGAAAUGAAAAAUUCUGCUCUUUGAGACAAUUGACCAUCUACAAAGAUUUAAUUGAAACAUUCUAGAAAUAAAAAUAACUCUGCUGGUGUCGACAUAAUUUGAUAUUUUCUCCCAAGAAAAUGGGCCUAAUCAGUUUCACACAGUGAAGUAAUUAGAUAUUAUGAUAACAAAUAUACAACAGUGAGUGUGAAUACCUAUGUAAGAUUCUGAAUGUGUUUAAAUUGUUAAGCUGAAUUUCAAUAAGGACAGAUAAUAUUGGUUUGCUCUACAACCAUUAACUUUCUUCUCUGCUUUUUUGUUUUUCAAUAAAAAGCAAGACCAAAUCAGUGCUACUAUGCCUUUUUUAUGACUCAGCUUGUGACAGCAAAUGGCCUCCCAAACUGAGC
Molecule: messenger RNA, 1404 nt
Organism: Xiphophorus maculatus (southern platyfish)
Lineage: Eukaryota; Metazoa; Chordata; Actinopteri; Cyprinodontiformes; Poeciliidae
Product: ecto-ADP-ribosyltransferase 5-like
Exons: 6
Coding region: 189-1019 (276 amino acids)
Molecular function (GO): NAD+-protein-arginine ADP-ribosyltransferase activity; NAD+ poly-ADP-ribosyltransferase activity
Source: RefSeq, a predicted model, not a curated record